AUGGACGGCAUGGACUACGACCCGAUGGUGAUGGACGGGGAGAGCGAGGUGCCUCAGGUGAAGAUUUCUGCAGCCGAUGGUACGCGGGUCGACUUUGAGCUGUCCAAAACGAACCUCUCAUUCGCAAACUCGAUUCGACGAAUCAUCCAGGCGGAAGUUCCCACCAUUGCCGUCGACCUGGUCGAGAUCGAGAUCAACAAGUCCGUGCUCGCCGACGAGUUCAUCGCCCACCGGCUAGGGCUGAUCCCCCUGAACUCCAAAGGCGUCAACGAGCUCAACUACUCUCGCGAUUGCGAUUGCGACCAGUACUGCGAGCAGUGCAGCGUCACGCUAACGCUGCAUGCGAAAUGCACAAGCGACCAGAUAAUGAAAGUCUACGCCCGGGACCUGGUAGUGGACGGGCGCCAUGCGAGCUCCGUGGGAAGCCCUGUCAUCCUGGAUCCUGAGGGUCUUGGGUGUCUGAUCGCGAAGUUGCGCAAGGAUCAAGAACUGAAGCUCACAUGUAUUGCCAAAAAGGGGAUCGCCAAGGAGCAUGCCAAGUGGAUGCCGACAUCCGCCGUGGGGUUCGAGUACGAUCCUCACAACAAGCUGCACCACCUCGACAUGUGGCCGAAGAGCAAGUAUGCAGAGUGGGAAGAGCCACUUCAAGAGGGCGAGAAGUUUGACUACGAUGCCCAACCCGAGCGGUUCUAUUUUGAAGUCGAGGCGUCAGGAACUAUGGAGCCCGAUCAGAUUGUCCAGGGAGGAAUACGAGCCCUCCAGCAGAAGAUCGGUGCCCUUCUCAAGGGCCUUGAUCCGAGGAAAUACGGCGGCGAAGAGGUUGACGCCGACGGUCCUCAAAGUCCAGCCUUGAACAUGGACGGAGGCACGACCCCUUGGCAGGAUCAGGGGUACACCACCCCCUACGGUGGGAACAUGACGUCUUACGGAGGUGGGAACACUGCUUACGGAGGUGGAAAUACGGCUUACGGGUCGGGCGGCAAUACGGCCUACGGCGGCGGCGGAACGACGGCUUACGGAGCUGGGGGCAACUCGUACGGGGCAGGCGCAGGUUCGUACGGAAGUACGACGCCCUACAGUUAA
Molecule: messenger RNA, 1083 nt
Organism: Drechmeria coniospora
Lineage: Eukaryota; Fungi; Ascomycota; Sordariomycetes; Hypocreales; Ophiocordycipitaceae
Exons: 3
Coding region: 1-1083 (360 amino acids)
Biological process (GO): DNA-templated transcription
Cellular component (GO): RNA polymerase II, core complex
Molecular function (GO): DNA binding; DNA-directed RNA polymerase activity; protein dimerization activity
Source: RefSeq, a predicted model, not a curated record